AUGCUGGAGCGGUACCUGUCAGACUACACACCCACCUCGACCACGGCUUCAACAAGCGAUUCAGCCGCCCCGUCGCGAGACUCGCCCGAGCCGAACGAAGGACAGACCGGCCUGCACCCAGCCGACCUCCCAUCUGACGGUCUAGAGUUCAACGACAAGGCCCGAGUGGACCUUGACGGCGACGUCGACAAUCACGACCCCAGCCGCGGCCGCUCACCUCCUCCACGGUAUCCCUACUCGGCCUCUGAAGCCUCUGCGUCGACAGCCUUCUCCCUCAUCGGCCUGCGACCCGCUCCUCCGCCCUUUUCCAGUCUCUACGAGUACGCCUCCGCCGAAGACCUUGCCGACGACCACUUCGCGCUCCCACCUCCAGCUUCAAGCCGCGCCGCUUCAGAAGUAGCAGCCUCGUCCGCCACAGCUGCUCCCGCCUACGCGCCGACCGCUUCGGGCUCCUCUGCUCAGGAAGGCUCCUCUGCGUCUUGUGCUCUCCCCCACGUCGUCGCCGAGACUAAACGAGCCCUCCCGCAAGACACCAAAGCCGAAUCUUCGGGCCAGAAACCCGACGACUCAAGCGAACCGCCUCCCGCCUACUCAGAAGGAGAUAGCCCGCUACUCUCUUUCUCUUAUCUAAUGGCUGCCGCCGGGGGCGCUGCGAGUAUCAUUACUCAAGUUCAACAAGGAGGGCCUCCUAUCAACGCUAUCGGAGAUGUCGGCGCUGAUGAAACCAUUACUAUGGACUUGCGGGGCACCCGCUUUGUCCUGUCAAGAGAUGAGCUUCUAACCCUACCGGAAUUUGUGCUCCUGUCACUAUUCCCCAAUGGACUGUUCCCAGAAGGCCAUAUGGGCGGUUUCGCCGAAGGCGAUGCCGUGCAAGUCGAUGUCAGUACCCAACGCAGUAGUCCCAUUACCCAGCCACCUGCCCUUUCAUCUACAGCUCAACUGGUACCGAGCUUUGCGAUUGGCCUCCCACGCUCUUCCACCACCCGCAAUCUCCUCUCAAACAUAGAUAUGCAUUUCACUGACCUCACAUCCCAGUAUGACCCUGCCUCUCUACAGUAUAUGCUAGACUUCUUUCGCAAUGUUGCGCAAACCAUCCCCAGUGAAUCAUCCCCCAAUGCUUCUCCUGACGGUGGUGUGAUGCCAAUCGAUUCUCUCGGCGGAAGAGACGAUGGCAGUAAGCGUGCGGGCAUCAUUGUCCUCCGAGAGGAUCUCGAUUUCUACGUCAUCCCGCCUCGGCCAGAGAUUGACCAAAAGGAAAUGAUCGAGGUCAAACGUGCCGCUGCCCGGGCCUUGCUGAGACAAGGUGGCAUCUUCUCAGGACUUAAGAGGAGCGAUGAGCCAGGCACUACUGAGGCUCACCUGAUUGAGAUGCUCACGGCUGGCGGUUUCAAUCACGAUGAUCACUGGGGCCAUCGAGCAGGAGAACCCAACAAAGCUGUCGUAUGCAGUCUUGCCCUUGCCAGAUUACGCAGUGACAUCCGUGGUAACGACAUGGGCAACAAUGCUGUGGGUAUGGCGCAGAAGCUCCUGCUCUUCUGGAGGAAGCCAGCCCGUCGAUGCUGGUGGGAAGGUGUUGACUUGACGGAUGUCGAAGGAGUUGACGGCCCUCUGAAGGUGUGGAUUCGGAGGGUUUGGACACUGGAGAUGAGCGUCAUUGGACUCCGCUGA
This is a messenger RNA of Neoarthrinium moseri, 1668 nucleotides long. RefSeq lists its product as uncharacterized. NCBI's taxonomy places the organism in Eukaryota, Fungi, Ascomycota, Sordariomycetes, Amphisphaeriales, Apiosporaceae. Gene Ontology annotation, molecular function: RNA binding. The record is from RefSeq and is a predicted model, not a curated record. The coding region runs from base 1 to 1668 and encodes 555 amino acids. The transcript is spliced from 5 exons. Gene Ontology annotation, cellular component: nucleus.